Molecule: messenger RNA, 21756 nt
Organism: Equus caballus (horse)
Lineage: Eukaryota; Metazoa; Chordata; Mammalia; Perissodactyla; Equidae
Gene: PRMT8
Product: protein arginine methyltransferase 8
Biological process (GO): peptidyl-arginine methylation
Cellular component (GO): plasma membrane
Molecular function (GO): protein-arginine N-methyltransferase activity
Source: RefSeq, a predicted model, not a curated record
UCCUUCGGCUGAAAUCACCGCUGACCUCCAAUCAUAAAGCCCACUGGACACUGCUUCUCAGGCCUCAAUGCCUCGAAGGCUCCUCGUGGAUGCCACUGACCACACACCCCCGAGCUGCUCUCCUGCCUCGACUUCCCCAACAGUGCUGUCUCCUGGUUUUCCUUCUGUCUCUCUAGCUGGCCUUUUCAGUCUCCUCCCUGAGAUCCUCUUCCUCUGUCCACCUCACUGAAAAAUUAGGGUUUUCCAGAGUUCCACGUCUUCUCUGCUGUUCCCUGUCACCACGUUCUCCUUGGGCAAGCUGAUUCUCUUCAAGUCUUCCAAUGCUACUGUGAUGCUGAUGACUGCCCCAGUCUGGCAGGAUGGAAUGGAGGCCCCGCUGGGUGUCUUUCCUGAGGACCAGAUCUGUGUAGCCACGUGCCAACUGGGCAUCUCCUCUUGGCUAUCCCCAAAACUGAAUUCCUUCCCUCAUCCUCCACCCUGCUCUUUCUCUUUUAUUCCCUGUCUUGGUAAAUAUUGUGUCCAACCAACCAGUUGGCCAAAUUAGCCAUUAUGUGAGGCCCAACUCUGACUCACCCCACUGGGGGCUCUCUCUGCUGCCCCUACUUAUCUUUGGUGCUGAUUCUUCUUUACGCCCACACUUGGCCUUCACCAAGCUCGGCUGACUCUACCUUCUUGCUGUCUGUGGAGUUCUUCCUUCAUCUCCGCUGCCAGGACUGCACUCCAGAGCCCAUCGUCCCUGCUGGGGUUUAUGCAGCAGCCUCCCUGCCUACUCUCUUGGCCUUGGCUUGUGGGCCCUCCCACAGCUGCAUUCUGCACACAGUCGCCAGAAUGAACUUCUGAAAAUGCAAAUCUGCUCAGGCCAUCCUCCUGCAUAGAAUUCUUCAAGGUUUCCCCCAUGCCUUCAGGAUAAAGUCCAAACUCCUUAGCAGGGUGUCCAAGGCCCUUCCCAUCCUGUGGUAGCUAUGAGCAUGACAAGCAGGACUCAGACUUGUGUUCCAAUCCUGGCAGCAUUUUUGCUGUGUGACUUUGAGGAAGUUACUUAACCUCUAUGAGCCUCCGUGUUCUUAUGUAUGUAAUGAGGGUAAUGUGACUAUUUCACGGGGUGCCAUGAGGAUAAAAUGAGGUAACGUACAUCUUUGUUUUGUAUCUUUUUAUCUCUAGCAAAAUGCCUUGCUAUUGCAGGCACGCAGCAAACGGGACCACUGUUUCCUCUCCCAGCACACUCCCAAUUCAGCCUCCUGCCUGGUGGCUGUCCCCUGGUGCCCUCUGCCCUGGCCUCUUGAGCUGCUGUCCUCCCCCAAGACCUGUACUCACUUCCUUGUCUCCACCCAGGUCACACUGGGGCAGCCCCUGGGCCCACCCCAUUGACAUCCUCCUCUUUCCUCCACUAACUCUCAUAACUGUUUAGGGUUCUCCGCAGGAAUCGCCUGUUGGAGGUUUCUCCUGAGCUCACCAAGACUGGCCGCUGCUCCUAAAUGCUUCCGGUGCAGCUUCCGCCCUUGUCAAGGCCCUCACCUCGGCGCCCUGCGGUGCCCAUCUCUCUCAGGCGCUCCCUCCUGGGCUGGGAUGCCCUCGAGGGUAGGGACCAUGUCUUACUUAUCUUUAUAUCCCUAGUACCUGGCAAGGAACCUCAGGCACCAACAAACUCAGACACAGAAUUCCACUCAGGCGGUACUGGAAUUCUUGCUCUUAUUGUGUGUUUGUUUGUAAGACUCUCAUUCUUGUUUAUUUUUCUGUUCCUUUUGGGAGUCGGGCGUCAGCCCAUCAGAUUGUAGGCUCCCUGAGGGCGGGGCUCCCUGGCAGAGUGGUGCCCUGUAGAAUUAGCACCCAGGUCACUCCCAUCACAUCCGGCUGACGGCCUGGCCUCUGGGAGAAGGGAAAUGUAAUGGGAGGAGACUGGAUUCUCAUUGCAUCUUGUACACAUCAAACCUAGUGGCCUCGGAGGGUCCUGGGAUGUCUCUGAGUACCGGGGUGGUGGUGGUCAUGAGAAGUGGCGUUGGGGGCCAAGGGACAGAAGAAAUUUGAGAGAGGAGAUGCAGAGCAAGGUCCUGGAAGACAUGCAUGCUUUCUUAUUCUUAUUCUGGUUGGCUGGGAGAAUUGCCGACAUUUGCCCCAGGGACUGUCAGGCAAGGACUGACCUUGGCCACCAAACUGGUUUUAGCUUUUGUUUUAAAAUCAGUUCGUCAGCGCCUGUGAAUGUCACUUUCCAUCAGUUCAAGAGCGAACCUGCCUGCUUUCAGUUAGAGGGACCCCCGGGGGGUUCUUCUACCUAAUGACCUGGGUUGAGCUUUCUUGCCAGCUGUCCACCCCAUAGGGUCCUUACGUCUGAGGAGUGCCGCCACCGUCUCCUGAGUCUUCAGACAUUGCUGGGGUAGUCAUUGCUCUUGGUCUCUAACAGAAGUAGAGACAGAUUGCAAGCAAGCUGCAGACAUGUUUCCACCGCCGACCCCCAUUCGUUGUCCUGCAAAAGCCCAAGUGGCGGCUGUUCCUCCUUGCCCCGCUGAUGAAGACAGCUUGCCUUCCUCCCAGGUCCCAGCAGCUGGCGUCUCGGGCUGCCCUUUCCUGGGGAGGGAGAGGUGCUGGCAGCCACUGUGUUCCCUCCCCUCCCAGAACCUGGCGCCCCCAGAACACUCUUGUUAUUGAUGCUCUCUCGCUUCCACGUCCUGUGGGUGUACGAUGUGUGUAGAGGAAAGGGGCUGAAGGGGAACACAUUUUGUGCCUCAGGAGAACUUUUCUGCCUUACAAAGGAUCUUAGUUACCUUUUCAAUGUCAGAGCCUUUAAAGUCGGGCUUCUGAUAAUUUGCUAAGGAGUGGGCUUGGGCUGGGUGCUCAGCAGAGCUUUAGGAGUCAUAUGCUUUGUUUAGUAAGAAUCUAGGCAUCUUUAUAGAGGGAAGACCUCAUUUAGCUAAGUGGUCCUAAGACCGAGUUUGAUAAAGGCUCCUUUAUCCUCCCUCCCAGUACUGUGAGCUUGCAGAGCAGAGGCUCAAAAGGCUUUCUGGCCCUAAGGGAGCCCAGCAAGUCGCACGUAGGGAGCUUGAGCUAGCAGUGGGAGUGGCUUAGGUUAGACACACAUCAGCACUCCUUGCUGAGGAGUCAGGGUGUUUGGAAAUGAGGGAGGCCGUAGCUGUUUCUCCAGAGGCCUUUUGAAAAGGCUGAGCUCUCAUCUAUGGGGAGUGGCAGGAAUGUGGGCCUGUUGGGCGAUGGGGGACGAAGCCCGCUGGUCUCAGGGAGACCAUUUCUUCAAGUCUGGCUCUCGGUUUGAGUUAGGUUUUGCUGUUGGCAGGUAUAUAAACAGCAAACCAGGGAAGUGCCUGUGAGUUGGUCUGCAUAUAUAUGGAAGGUCGCUGGCCCUGGAGGCUGUUAGACUAAAGCUCCACCGUGUCUGUUAGCACACACGUGUUCUCUCUUCCUCUCCCAUCUCUCUCUGGGAUGAGGAGCUUUCUCAGUGUUGUGCAGGGAGGUCAUGAGAUGGGGCAGACCCAAUGUGUCCCUGCAGAAAAGCUCUCGCAGGCAGAGUCCUCUCCAGCCAGGCUGAGUGGAUGGUGAGCUGAGGGCUGCCUCCCCGGAGCACAGACAGCAACCUCUCAGACUCUCCUUCCCGCCCGACAAAGGGUCUGCAGCUGUGACAGCUUCCGGGCGUGAGCAUCCAAGCAUGCAGCAGGACUGUGAGCUGGAGAGGGUCCACACUUCAAGUCUGUCUGCUUGGCGGAUGGUGGAGGGAGGAGGUGUCUUAAGAGCUGGCCCACAAGGCCCACCGAGGUCUUGGAGAAAUCAGGCAGCAUUUUUAAGAGAAUCAGCAUCCUGUAUUUUUUUCCUUUUUCAGAAGCUUAUAUUUGUAGGGUCAGCCUGGAAUGUAACUGACUAUAGGUGAGAAGAAACUUUUCUUAUGGUCCUGCUGGAAGUGAAGAGGAAGCUACGGGACGGGUGGUAAUGAAGACUGGGGCUGCAGUGGUUUAUUUACAAAGCUUCCUUGUUGUUCAAAAAUUAUUUUAAAAAAUCCGCUUCCUAAUCUUCCUUCAGAACAAUGAAAGGCAGUAAGCCUAGAAAUAAAAGUUAGAGGCAGGGAUCAGAACUGAGAUGCGUUUGUUCAUUCAUUCGUUCAACUAGUGUGUAUCAGCACCUUCUGCGUGCUCAGCACUGGUCUGGGCAUAGAGCAGGAAACAAAAUAGAAUAUGUGACCCUGUCCUCUGGGAGCUUACAGGUGAGCGACCAAGAGGCGUGGCCAGGUGGUGGCUGAGCACCUGAGCCACAUGGAGGGGGGAGGCGGUCAAGAGCUUUCUUCAUGCAUUUGAUUUGACAUGGAGUGCCCCACAUGCCUGCAUUUUCUUCAGUGGAUAUUCUUCAAGUUCUGAAACAUUUUAUUUAAACACUUUUGACGGAGAUCUUGAAAGACUACCCUCCUCCGUUUUAGAAAACAGAAUCCACAGCACACAAUUUCCUCUUUUUCAAUGGUGUGGUCCUAACUUGACCUCUCCUGGGAUGCCCCCACCUUGUCUGGUUGUUGGUGCUUCUCUCUUCCUGACCACUGGCAGUCAUUUCUCAUGGUGUCAAGUCCUAGCUGUUCUCGCUGCUACUGUACUCUAAUUGGCUGUGACCGUUAAGAACUGAACAUGGACUCCAGGAACAGGAGAAGUAUUUUUGUCCAAUGAGCAAGCUUACCUUGUAUUCAACUUCAGGGUAAUAAGCUUUGCCUUGGUGGUUGGAGUGCUGCAUGGACAAUGUCAUAACUGUUCUCCCUACUUUUCUGAGAGUGAUUUCCUUCCCUUAAGCUGUGUUCUGCAUAAUCACAGUUGUUGGAUGUAACUUUUGGCUAAAGUAGGACACAAUUCUACAAGAUGAGGUGUCAGAGUGACGCUGUCUAUAAUGCUGCUGAGAGUUUAAAGGGAAAGAAGAUUCCUCAUGGGCUGGGGGGCCCCAGGAGAGCUUUCAUGGGAAUGGGAGUUAGCUAGACCCUGAGCACAGGACAGGGUGGGUCUUGGAGAGUUGAGGGGCCACACUGAGAAGGGGUAGACUGAACUCUCCAAUGGAGUUGGAAUCUUCCUUAUAUGAGGAUCAAACCCUGUGAGAUUGUAUGUGAUGCCACACCGUCCACCUUGCCAGCCCAUGCAGGGACUUGCUCCACAGAGCCUCGGCUCGGCCCCUCCAUGUCUGCGGGAAGCCACAGCGCCUUUGCUGGCUGUGACUGCUUCCCAGAUUGUGAGUGUGAAUUGCAGGACAGAAACUUGUAGCCUGGCAGAAAUUUCACUCAGAUGACAUAAAAUGAGACUAUCACUGAGCAUCUUUGUGUAGUUCAAAGGCAGCGGAGGAAGAGGAUUAGUUUCAUCUCCUUCAUGUGCUGUCAAAGACCCAUCCCCUUCUCUGGAAUCCAAAUUUUCCUAGUACUUCAGGAGAGUUACAAAGUUGUACUUGAAAGCAGGAGCCACCAAUGGGUAUUAGGUCCUGUGGGCAUCUGUUAUUAAUGAAAAACAUUAGUCUUUUUUCAAUUUACCAAUCUUUGGAAAAUCUGGGACAAUAGGGAAAGGCAUGGGCAGCUAUGCAAUUGGAGCCUGACUAAGAUCCUACUCUCUGAUGCCAAGUUCUGCAUCUGCUUAAAAUGGAGGGGAGGGGCAUGUUGAAAUCAGUCACUAAGCCAUGAAUCAACAAUUAUUUUUCAAUGUAGAAGAUUUUUAAAUAAAAUUUACAGCAAGGCGUUAGAAUCCAUUCAUUCAUUCAACAACUCUUUAUUGAGAAUAUAUCUUGUCUUUUGGUUCAAGAUGAGAGAUUAAGUAGAAUUGACAAUAUCACCCUUCCAUCCAAAAUUCCAAGAAAUGACAGAAUAUAUACUUUGAAAAAUAUAAGCAGUGCUAGGAAACAAGGAAAGAUGUCCUUGGUGCAUUAGAAACUGAGGAAUCCAUGAAGGAUGGAAAGUAGUCAAGAUCAGAUUGAUGAAGGAAGCCACAGCUCCAAAUAUCCUGAUAGAAGGAUUGCUAAAAAUGUGUCCCAGGCCUGGAAGUGGCAGAUAUGGGGCAGAAGGAAGCCCAGAAUACAUGACAGGGGAAGUAGUUGGGGUUAGCAGCAAGGUCAGGCAGGCAGGUGAAUCCUUCCAUACCUCUGCAUUUGGCCCCUCAGGGCAGGCAGUGGGCCCUGGAGAGGGUCUGGAUGCUUGGGUCAGGGAGGCAGAGUGGUACUCCAGGUGGCUGACACAACCCAGGAGGAAGAUUCCCUCUUCUAUACUCUCUACUGGCUCAUUCUACCAACAGCAGUCACCUUCCUUUGCUUAUGCUGGACAGGCUGAAGUAAAACCUGCCCCACAGUACGUCUCACUCUUUCCCUCUGUUGACCAGGUUGACAUGGACUUUCUGAUACAAAAAUGAGCAUGUAACCAAGAUUCACCAAAAAUGUGUGGAAAACUAAUACUGUGCAAAAGGUACUGAGUGCAGUAAACAAGAGUUUAUAUGCAAACAAAUGUUAAUAGUAUAAACAGAAUAAGACUUUUCUGGAGCCUUUGGGAUAAGGAUAGCUAUUGGAUUUGUAAAAAAUCAGCCAGAGACCUUGGAAACUUAAAAUGUUCACAACAGAAUUUAAAAACUGAAAAAUGGGCUGGACCAGCAGAGUGGACAUAACUGAGGAGUAAAUUAGAUAUGUCCUCAGAUGAAACUGAGGAAUUCUCUUAUGUCACCUAAAAGGAUCAUGAGAUGGAAAUAGAGAAAGAGAAGUUGAGAUAUGGAGAACAUAUUCAGAUAUGUUGGCAUCUGUCUAUAAGAAAUUUCAGGAGGAUAGAAUGGAUGGAAAGGAGAGAAGAAAAUAGAAAAGAAAUAAUACAAGAAAAUUUACAAGAAGAUAGAAAAGAAACAACAUAUGGCAAAAAUCCAAGUUUAAAUAGGAUGACCAAGUGUCAAGUAGGAUGAAUGAGAAAAGACCCAUAACUAGAUACAUCGCAAUAAUAAAGUUAAAGGAACGCUACUAAAAAAGAAAGAAAGGAAAACUUCUCGAGAGAGAGAAAGAUGAUCUAAAAAGGAACAAGAAGGAGAGUGACAACAGACCUCUCGCUGGUAAUACUGGAUGCAAAAAGGCACUGGAACUGUAUGCACACAACUGUGGGGGUGUAGAAGUCUCAAGUGUGCAGGUGGAAAAGAGUCAUUUUGGACAUUAUGGACCCAAAGAGUUUACCGUCCACUGGCUUCCACUAAAAAAAAUUACUAGAGGUCAUAAAAAAGCAAAAUAAAAGAAGUGGGAGUCAAGAACCUACUUUUUGCUAACUGUACAUGCUUCUGUCUUAGAUGGAGCAAGGCAGUCUCAAGUAGUUCACUCCUGGUUGAGGAAGACAUCAUCUCCCUAAGACAACUGGCGAGAUAGAAGCCACUGUGCACACACAAGGUCUCUUAAUCUUGUGCUGUCCUUGCAGGUUCACUGUGUUAAAGUGUGGGGUGGGCCUGAUGUGUUGGCAAUGCUCCCAGCCCUCAUGCUCUCAAUCCUCGCAGUCCUGUCCAAGCCCUCGCUUUCGUCUCUGGAGCCUAAAGUGCUGUGGCUACCUGGCUGGGGUUGCCACCAUCCCAUUAAACGUUUGCUAUCUCUUAAAUUCUCAAAUCCAUCCCAUGAUUGUUCAGAGGGGAUGAAGCUGGGGAAACUCUCUCUCUCCCCGGACUUACGCUCUGGAUUGCAGUAACACACCUCUGUGGCUCUUUCUGAUGGAAAGCAGGACAACGGCAGACUUAGAUCCAGCUCAGAACGUCGGGUGUAUGCCCAGCUGAACAGAGGGCAGCAUGGCCUGGGCCUCUGAGGACUCUGCCCAGUGGCCUGGCAAGUUGCGACGCUGCCAGCUCUGCUGGAUGGAGGGGGAAGACCAAUCAGGAAGAGGCCCUGAGAGCCUUGGGAAGGAAGGAAAUAGAAAUUGUUGUAGGAGGCUCGAGGUGGCAGAAGUCCAGGCAAACCCAGAAAGUGCUGCUUUGGGAACCCUCCCGGUGGGUGUGAGAGGAGCCGUGAAGGGUUGCCCUGCAGGGCCCCAGAGCCCGAGGCAGGCACGUCAGGCUCUGACGGGGAAGUGGUCCAGAUCCUCUGGCAGGCCUCGCCAUGGAGGAAGGUUCGGAAGCUCCUUAAAAAUUCACAUGUUAUUAAAGUAAUUUUUUCCCCUCAAAUGUCCUUCCUCUGCAUAAUCAUGUUUGAGAAAGCCAAGUGGGGCUAAUGUUCCAGGCAUGAGUUUGUGCCUCCCUGGAGGCCUCUCCCGGUCAGGGUCUGACCUGGUCCUCUGUGGAGGGGAGUCUUUCUUGAUUCUUCACCUGGAUGGGCCUUGAUCUAUAGCUCCUCCCCAGCUCCCAGAAAAGCCCCAGGAACUUGGCUAAUAUUUUUUUAGUUCUUUUAUUAUAUUCAUAGACUGAGCAUUCUGGUAGGGGCCCUCAAAGUCAUAUGUCCUGCCUCCUGGCUCUAAGCAGGACUGAAUUUAAAUAAUUUUCUUCAGAUAACUGUCUUCUUUGCUUUUUUUUCCUUAAUAUCCCCAAAGAAGCAGCUACUGUAGCAUCUCUUGGGAAGGCUUUCCUGCAUUUCUCUUGCUGUUGGCCAAGAAAGUUUAGGUCACUCUCCUGCAGAGCCACUGGACCUAGAGAAAAGACCAGCCUGAGAAUUCUCCCCACUGCCCCAGCCAGCGUUGAGUGCACGUGGCCUUGUGUCAUCUUUGCCCAGGAAUAAGAGGGCCUCUUGAAGCUGUUGUACAGAGUUUUUAUAUGUUACGUGUUAGCGUCGGGUUUAAUCCUCAGAUCUUUGAUUCCUGUUUCAGGCACUAUCUAGCCAUUUGAAAGCAUUGGAGCAGAACUAGAGGCAGCUCUGGUGGCAGGAGGAGAGGGCAGCGAGUGUGAAGAGGAAGUUGAGGGGGGAACAGGGAGUCGUUUAUGGCCAUCUGCCUUGCAAAUAACUGGAAGUACUAGUCCACAGAUGCAUCUCACCGGUACGCCCCUUCCAUGUGCAUGGAUAGUGGGAAAACCCUGGCCAGCAUAUUUCUCCAUAAAUUCCCAGCCAGAGAGACCUUCUCUGCAAGCCUUGUUUGAAUGCAAUAUUUUAAAACUGAUGAUGCCUACCAGGAGACCACGAGCAUGUGAGCUCCUCAAGAGAAGGAGGUGAUAUUUACAGCUUGUCCUCUUUUUUUAAAGAGAAACCACUUUGAGGAUAAGAAGGGUUGGGCGUUCUUGAGGCUCAAGCGCCUGAGCCCUCAGAACACAAGCUUUCCCAACACUUUUUCCUUCUUCUCCUGUGUGUUCAGAGAGCUGGGGACAGUGUCCCUACUCUGAAUGCCAGCUGCAGGGCUCACCAUAACAGAAUGGAAGAGUUGAAAGGGAUCCACAAAUUCAGCUUGUUCAGACUUCUCACAUUCCAGAGGAGGAGAUGAAAACCAGAACUACAAAGGGCUCUGGGGGCAGGGACAGGCCUUAGCCACCCUCUGCCGUUUUCAGGGCUCUUUGUCUUGACACCUCCUACCCCAUGGCCUUCAGCAGCUCACGAUAGAGCUGGGACUAGUAUUUGAGUCUCUUGAUUCCAGCUCGGUGCUUUUAUUCUUUUUUUUAACCCCUGGAGCUCCAUGCUUUCUCUGCAGCCUGUAGGCCAGGACACAACUUAGUGGCAGGCAGAAGAAUGAAACACCAGUGUAACAAUUUUAAAGAGGACAGGAUGAACCUCCAUCCCAAAAUCAUGCUCCCACCAGUCUGUCACUGAUGCUUGACCUUCCACCAUUAGAGAUUCAUUCUUUUGCAAUUUGGAGGUGAGGCAGUCUUCCAGAGUCUCCUCUUGAAAUGCAAACCCCUCUGGGAAGGCUAUCGAUAGCUGAUAGCUAAUAGACUACAAGGGUUGUUUCUCUAAGAGAGAUGAUAUCUGAUGGUGGUGGUGGUGGUGAUAUGGAGGGGAAGCCAGGGCAGAGGGAUUUUGGAACUCGUUGAAGUAGGAAGACAGAGUUGGGACUGGUAUGAGAAUAGGUCCACCCUAGUGUAGAUAUCCCAUAAAUGCUACUACCUACAUGCCCAACUAAAUAUAUGACAGAACAUGACCCAGAGGCAUUGGUGGGAAAUUCCCUUCACAAGGCGUGAGCAAAUGUUUAGAACCCCAAAUGUUUGGAACCCCAAAGGGAAAGACAGAGAUGCCCACACCCAUCUGCCAUCAGAGGACACCGAGACCAAUGCUGUCUAUGUAUUGGGCAUCAAGACUCGAUUGGAGAUAGGUACCCUCCACUCCCCCAAGGCUUCAUUUGCAUGAAUUGAACUGCGUGAGCACUUCAUCUAUGGCUAAGGAAAGGAGGCAUUGAUAUUACUAUUUUGUGAAUGGGAGGCAGGGGAAGAAGAGACAGAGGCGACGGAGGGGAUGGUGCAAGAUCUUUAUUCUACCCUGGCACUGGGCUUUGUGCCCUUGCAGAGGAAGGGAAGGGUUCGGGCCAGAAACAGAAAGGGCUGUUUCUCCAAGAGGAUUGAUGAGGCUCAAAGCACAAGGAGUGCACUUGGAGCCUCGUCAGAUCUGCUCCUGCUUCUGCAUAAUGUCUGGAAGUUGCUGGAUGUGCUGGGAGACAGCAGCCCUGGCACAACCAUCAGCAUCUUCAUGAGGGACAUAGUCAACAUGGGCAACAACAAGCCUCCUGAAAGCAACCUCAAGGUUAUUGGACAUUGACUAAGGGAGCCAAAGAUGAUGAAGACUCAAUGUGAGUACAUAUGACGUGGUCCUACAGGGUCUCCCAGAAGCCCUUGGCAGGGCCUUUUCAGGAGGAGGAGCUGGUAAAGGAUUUCCUGUCACAAGAGAGGUCGAGAAGAGGAACUUUGGGCAAUUAGUGCCUGGUUAUCCUGGAGUUCCUCUUACGUCAUUCAAACCCUGCCUGAGAUGCCAACAGGCAAAAAUGAACUGUGAUCCCAGAGCCAGGGAAGGGAGCCCUUGGCCCUGCUUGGAGAAAGUCUGGUGGCUCCCUGCUCCACCUCCCUCCUUCUCACCCACUCAGAUUUAGGCUAUGAUUCUUGGGAAGUUUGUUCCAAACUCAGCCUGGGAGUCGACAGCAACAAGAGUAGUUUCAGGGACUCCAUUAUCCAACCAGGAGAAGGAAGGAGAAGUCCAACCUUGUCUUAACUAACUUGAGAUAAAAUGAAGCAGAAGGAAAGGACAAGAUUUGCUCAGAGCCUCCCAGCCUGAAAGCAUGAUCUGAACCUUCCAGGUCCUGGUUUAUGGACCAGGAGGAAAAGAUACAGACAUAGAUUUGUUUAAAAAAGAAAAGAAAAUGCCAUCUUUGCAGGCUGGAAAGAAGGCAGGGCAUAUAUGCACAGCUGCUCUCAUACCCUUCUCCCCUUCCUCCUUUAUCCACCUGCCAGAUGCUGGAUCUUUCCUUCUUUCCUCCCUUCCUUCCUUCCUCCCUCCCGUCCUUCUUUCCUUCCUUCCUUCCUGUGGUUAAUCCCACAUUUGCUCAGGACGGAUUAACUAAGUCCUACUGUAGCUGUAUGGCAGAUUUGGCCACUGCAUAAACUGAGUUUUCCAGAAGUUACCAAAAAAAGCAGUGUCCUCCGUAUCUGCAAAUAUGGUGUGCAGCCCAGAGCGACACCACUUAGAGCAGUUACUAAGCAGAUGUGACAGAGAGCUGCAGCAAGAAGACAGGUUGAUAGGUGCCGGUUAGAUGGACUUGCCCUGUCUAGAGCCAUUGCCAGCUUGACAGAUCCUCUGGCCUCUGGGAUGGGGCGUGCGUUCUGCGCUUGUCCUCAUGCCCGAGUCUGACACAGCAGCAGGUGCAGCUUUCCUGAGUUAAGUCGGUCACAUCCAGGCAAACGCCACCUGCCAUCACACCCGUUUAUUGAGGUCUACAACGAACCUGCUUCUGGGUCAGGCACUUUGCAACGACCCUGAGCAGUAGAUUUUACCAGGCCUACCUCUUUUUGCAGGUGGGAAAUUUGGGGCUCAGAGAAGUGAAGCGAUGUGCCUGAAGUCACCGAGCUAAAAUGUCAUAAUCUGGAUCUAAAAGCAGGUGAAUUAGCCACAAAGGGAGCUGCUCCUGGUAAGAGGAGGACUCCGCUGCCUUCUCCAGCAACCCAGCUGGCUGCUUUCUGGACCACCAUCCACGGCCAUCAUUGUGUACUGUGGGACAGCACGUUAAUUUAAAUAUGUUUUGAAGCCAAGAAUCAUUAGACAGGUAGAAAUUCGAUUUGCAAGUAUCUGGAUACAUAAAAUGAGUCAAAGAGAAGCGACUUUUGGGUAAUCUGGUCAUUUGCAUUAUUCAUGCGUUGACAUGGAUCAUUGAGAGCUGAUGGGUUAUGCUGACUACAGCCAAGUGACCUGCAUUGUCAAGAAAUUCAUUGGCUCCCUCACUGACCUCUGGCCCCUGACAAGCGUCGGGAAAUCAAGUAAUGACUAUUCACAGUGGCUGCUGCCUUUGAGGCUGCUAGAGUCCAACAGGACUCUUUAAAGACAAUGGAACUCCUUUUGACCUCUGGAAAGCCCUCCCUUGGCCCGGAGCUGGAGUGAAGGUUGUAAUGCACCUUACCUAUGGGCCUCCCUUGCAAAUCUCUGACCUGGCAGGAGGGUAACUUCCCAUUCAGUCUCUGUCACCAGUGGAGGGAGAGUGCUUCUCCCAGGCCUCGUUUUGGCCAUCAGAGUGGAAGUUUGGUUUGAGAUGCACAUGACAGCUGUGGUUGGGGGUGAUUAGAAUCAUAAUUCACACUGUGCAUAAAAUGACAAAGAAGAAUGGGCAUGGAGGGCGCUCAUCUCAUGCAAAGCCCUUCUUUCAAAGAAAAGGAAACCAGCCCAGAGAGGUCAAGUGACUUUCUCAAGGCUACCCAACUCUUAAUGACAGAGCUGGGCUGGGGCACAGGCCCAUGAACCCCGGCAGGGAUGCUCUUCCUCACCUCAUGCGACGUCUCUAUCUCAUAUGGGUGGACGUGGUCUUCAAGGAACAGAUGUGGGAAGGAAACUCACUUUCAUUGGAGCGCCAGUUCCUAGGAACCAUGUUAGACCCUUCCUCCACGUUGGCUCUUUUAUUCUCAAGCCCCUCCAUUUUUAUGCAGAUGGUGAGGUCAUCUUGCUGACUCUCCUGCUCCCAGGCUUUGCCAAAUGUCUCCUCCCUCUCCCGGCUUCCUCCCCUGGCUUCUUUCACACUUUGAAACACUCGAAUGACCGCAGCACUCUUGGUAACAUCAAAUUCAUGCCCUGCUGCCCAGCAGUCGGAAGUGCUCUGGUUUCCCUCCAGGAAAAAUAGCCCACAUCCCAGCAUCUCUCAUGAGCCCUUUUGCAGGCCUCAUAAAGCCCUUGGUGUGGAAACACCUUUGAAACAAGGAUUGUGUUUUAUUUCAUGGAUCCUCCUCCUCCAGUGCCUACGCCAGGGCUUGGAAUGCAGUGGACGGUUUUGCAUCUGACGCUGGAGCAGGGAAGCAGACAGAGGUCAGGUUUUGCCUUCCAAGGGUUCAGGCUACAAUCUGAGAAAUCAAAUUUUUGUCAGGAUCCUGCAAUAUAUAUUAAAAUGAUACCACUUUUGGGAAACUAUCAUUGGAAAUAAAAGCUCCUGCUCGUAAGGGUAUACUGUAAAAGAACAUUUAUUGCAAUAUUGCUUAGAGGGACAGGAAAGUUGAAACAACUUGAAAGUCCAUCAAUAGGGUGCUGGUUUAAAAAAGUAUGGUUUAGCCAUACAGUGAAACAUUAUUCAACUUUUAAAAAUAAAGACUUAGACUUACAUGUAAUAAUCUGAAAAGAAGUCUUAUAAUACACUGUUUAAUGACAAAAGCAAGUUGCUGAGUAAUGUAUAUAAUAAGAUUCCACUUCUAUACAACAUAUACCAAUGGUGCACACGUACAGGUGUGUUAAAUACAUACAUUUGUGUGAGCGAAAAAAUGGACGACACAGAGUAAAAUGUUAAUAUUACCCUAGGGGGUGAAGUUUUAGAUUAAAAAAAAAACUAACAGAGCUGAAAGCUUUUAAAAACCCUCUGGGAAGAGAAGAAAGAGAUCAAGGUGGUUAAAUGGUCCGGAAAGUAAACAGAUGGAAUCAAGCACUGCUUUGUUCAGCCACCUCGGCUCAUUGUGAACUUUCAGGCAGGGCUGCCCCUGAAUCAGCAGAGACCAGCCCUGCACUAGGGCAGAUCAUAAUGUGCAAAGCCCCAAGUGACCUGCAUACAUAAUACAUUUGGGAGGCCAAGGCUGCACAACUUCUCAUCUAUGAAAGUUUGGGAGGCACAUAAGAACUUUGUGUCUUGAUAAAGCAUGUGUCCCCAGCCUUGCUUGAUUGGAGGCUGCCUUGCUUCCAGUGCAGGCCCUGCCCAUAUUAACAGAUACUUUUGCAAGGCCUACCUGACCGUCAAGUGUUGAUUAUAGCUGUAUUUAACCUAUAAGAGCCAAUCCGUCUGACCCCUGAUAGUACCUGAAUCCAUAAGCAACUCUCCCUGGAAGAUGCAUCGUCAGGGUAGGGAUGUGCUUCUUCAUUGUUUAGUCCAGAAUGCCUAGCACAGUGCUUGGCUCAUGGUAGUUGCUGUAUAAGGGCUAAUGGAAGAAAGUGUGUAUUGAAUUAUCGCACCAGAUAGACUGAAUUGAUUUCUAGCUGGCUUUGGAGGACUCAGGAGAGAUUUUCCAGAAAAGCGUGAACCUUUAUGAAAGAUUUGAAAAGAAGGAAAGUGGUGGAGUAACUUCCACCCAGAAGAAAAAGCUAAUUUCCGUUGUCACAGCAUUUUAGCAAGAAUGUUUUAGUAUCUUUAGGGCUCUGCUACCAUAUCACCUCUUCCCCCUUCUCCAAAGAAGUUUGGGUUCCACCACAGGCCGUUGAGAAAAGGUUUAGAUGUCUUUUGGGUCCUUCUCACCCUGAGAGAAAGAUAGGUAACAAUAGUCUAGUAUUCCACUUUUUGGAGGUAUAAAAGAGUAAAGAUUAAGACAUUAACGCAGAACUACUGAGAAAAUGCCUCCUAAAUAUUGUUAGAAUAAACAAUCAUACCAAACAGGAUCAUAUCCAGCACAAAACCAAAACGAAUUGAUUUAAUCAGACGUUAUCAGAACAAGGAAGAAAUAGUAUUCCGGUUUUAAUGGCAAAAAGCCCCAUAAAACUCAAAUUACUUUGCAGGCACUGGUGGCACUCUUGCAAGUUGUUCUUUGGAAUAUAGUUUAAGAAAUAACGGGCCUUGACUUAGGGAGAAUUAGGACUGCAGAGGCUUUUGUGCGGGAGAAGCACCCAGGUGUGGGGCUGCCUGGAGGCUUAGCCAGGUAGCUGACUGCUGCAGCCUUGGCUUGGCUCCCAUUUGGCCCAGAAAACACUAAGAACGCUGCCGGGUUAGCUGCCACGAGGUGAUGAUGGAUAACGGCUGUGGCCUGAUUCUUGAGGAGCCAUGGAUUCACUGCAGCGUGUCUCAGCCAUAUGUGAGCCCUGGCCACGUGUGAUGUUCCCCUAGGAGGAGGAGGAGAGAUGCCACAUGACAUGUCUUAUGCAUCUCCUUUUAUUGCAGCAACCACGUCUGAACAAGUCAGAGUCUAUGCUUUCAGACAGUAUGGUCUGCAGGUUAGAGAAACUGCAUCCUGAUUCCUGGGCACCGAGUUUCAGGAGGCAGCAAAGGAAGUGUUGGUUGACUUCUGAAGCUAAACUAUCACACAGAGUCUUCCCCUUCUGGAGGGCUCAGAGGUGAAAUAGGAGACAAUUAUAGAGUUGCAGCACGGGGUGGAUGGAACCUUGGAGACCUUGCUCAACUUUCUAGGGUUGGCAGCUCUGCUGCAACAGCUAUGCCAAGCAACUAGUCUAAAUGAACCCUCCAGCAACAGGAAACUCACUUUCUCUGUGGCAUCCCAUAAAGCUGGAUAACUUUUCCUCCCCAAGAGUCUCAUUUCAACCUCUGCAUGCUAGCUCAACCAUCGCCCAAAUUCACUCUCUCCAGAACCUCUUGACUCUCGUGAACCUCCAUGUUAGAGAUAGACCUUUCUAUAAUGUGGGGUUCUUCUAGUUUUGGGAGGCCCUUCCUAUAACUUAAGGACCUUCUUUCUCUGAAGGUCUUUUUUAUCUCCUCCAUAUAUCCUUUUCUCCAAUUGUCCUCAACCAUGACUUCCCAUUAGAAUCACCCGGGACUUAACCGAAUCCUGAUGCCUAGCCAUCACUCAAUCAUCCUCUCGGGGGUGGAACCAAAGCGCUGCUAUUUUUAAAGCUCCCCAGAUGAUUCCACUGCGCAGCCAAGGUUGAGAAUCACUGUCUUGUUCCAAGACCCUGGGAAAUCUCUUGAAGGUCAUGCUAUGGAAUAAGGUUCCAAUCCUGACUCCAGCACUUGGGCAGUUCUCUGUGUUUUUGUGUCCCCAUGUGACAUGUGGGGACAAUGACAGUACCUACCUCAAAAAGUUGUUGAAAUAACUGAACUAAGUCUAGGAGAGUCUCUGGCAUGUAAGUGCUCCAGAAAGUGUAACUCAGAGCCUAAGACGGGCUAGCAAGUGGUAACACAACGUUUGUGCUCUUACCACGAGCUUGGCAUUGUUCUAAGCACUUUACACGUACUAUUCAAUACAUUUUCUUGCGCUGAAGAUCUAGUGUAAGAAAAAUGACAUAAGCAAAACGUGUCUUCAGGACCUCUUUACCUGAAGACAUUUUGUCCCAAAUGACCCAUUUAAUUCAUGCCCUAGUGAACUCCCUGUGCCCCUUGUCAUUUUGUAUGUCUUCUUGCCUUCCAUUCAAAUCCCUUCCAAAGCUCUGCUACAAAAGUUCCUUACAUUUCAAAGCUUUCGGGCUGACUAAAUUAAGAGCUCCUCAUUGGUCAGCCCAAUAUCUUUUAAUGGGCUAGGCAUAUAAGAGAAGCCCAGUGAGUUCUUUGUGGACUGACUAAAUUAAUUGACCUUGUAAAAGACUAAGCUAAAACCUAUUUAUGCAAAAGAGAUGGAAAAAGACCGAAUUCCUGUGAAUGGUGGGGAUGGUGAGAAAAUAGUACUAUUAAAUGCCUACUAUGUGCUAGGCACUUUUCAUGUAUCGUAAAUUUUCACAACCAAGGAGAUGGGUGUUCAGGUAAGGUGAUACUGUGUAACAAAUCACCCCAAAACUUAGUCUCUUAAAGUAGCAAUUAUUUUGCUUGUGAAUUUGUAAUAAAGUGGGAGCAUGACAGGGACAACUUCUCUCUGCUCCAACAUAGCUCAGCAGAGGACUUUUAAAACAGCUCAUUCAUGUCCUCCAGCCCUUAUGGAACCAUGCUGGUGGCUUGAGCUCCUCACAGCCCCAGGAUGGCUCUAAUUUUGAUGGGCCGGAGUAGAAAACUCUUGCCAUGAGAAUGCAGCUCUCCAUCUCAGCCUCUCUGCUCCCCAUUCCGAGGGGAUCCGUGUCUGUGCUUGGGGAGAAGCCAAGCCAAGCAAAAGAUUUCAACAGAGAACGGAGGAAACACACCCACUGAGGUUCUCAUAGCAACAUAAUCACGCACAGGCAGCAGCCUAUUUCGGUGGGAGCUUGUCUCAGCUCCCCUCCUCCCUGGUUAGUCACAGAAUGGAUGUACUGCACAGGCAGAAGCAGUGUGCAGUGGGGUGGGGGAGAGUGCUGGACUGAAAGGAGGCUGGGGAGCCACUCUCAGAUGCUCCCUCAGCUGGCUGAAGGAUCAUGGACAAAUGUCCUCCUUUCUCUGAUCUCAGGGUCCUUAUUCGUAAAAUGAGAGAUUGGACCAAAGAGCUCUGAGAUCUUUUCCUUUCUGAUUUUCUUUGACUGUGCAAGUACAGAGACUGUUUUGGUAGGGGCUCAGAUGUUUCAGAAUCUUUUGUCUCUGAGAAAGAUGCUUAGAGAAAAUGGGGUUCAAGAGGGUAACAGGCCUUCAGAUUCAUCUCAUUUAUCCCCAUACCACUUUCUGCACGUUGGCAGGAUGUGAAGGGGAAGGAAAAUGGUGUUGGCAAAGACUCAGCUCACUUACCCCCAACACUAAUCCAGGUCUGUAGUCUGAGAAAGGAAAAGGUUAAGGUCAUUCUUUCAUUUAGAUUUACUCCUUCCUCAACACACACACAUACACAUGCACACGCACGCACACACACACACACACUCUCGCCCAUUAACGCAAGCCUCUUGCCCAUCCUCUUUUCACUCUUCUUACUCUCCUUCCCCCCUCUCCUCUCCCUCCUCCACUGAUUGCAAUAUAUCCUCUCUUUCCCCUAGGACCAGGUGAUGGAGGCAUUUUUAGAUUCUGGCCCAUUUCUUCAAUGGACUCUGGGGUUAGUUGAGGACAUUCAGGCUCACAGUUCUUGGCUGUCAAAGGUGAUGUUAAAAAACGAACAGGGCAUGCAUGCAGGACUGAGCUCCCUAGGUAAGUACAGGGAUGCAGUGAAGAGAGCCAGGAUGCUCUAGGAGCAUCUUUUAGGUCCCCUCCUUGACUUGUGGGCUGAAGGCUUGAAAGUGCAGAGCUGUCUUUGAAGGAGGCAGACUGAGUGGCCAGUUGUAAUGGGAGAGACAGAGUGGGGUCCCCCCACCCUUGUUCUAUCUCCCAGCAGCCUGACAGAUGGCCAGUAAGACAGAGAUAAAGAAGCUCUCAAAGUGAAGACAGGAAUGCAUUGUAUAAAAAUUCACACCCUCUGCUGCCGCCCAAACUCCCUUAAAAAAGGAUCGAGAGAAUCCUAAUGGGUACGUGACAUCCUCCCCCUCUCCCAUAAAAGGGACUUCAAAAUCUGGUGGUGAUGGGGGAGGGGUGAGGAGGGAGAAGAGAAAUGUGUGGGCAGGGGGCUGCCAGGAAGACUGGGACAGGGGAGCAGGCUGCAAGCUCAUCCGUUUGACUUUCUCCCACCUCUUUCCCAAGCCACCUCUGCUUGAACCUUAGCCCCACCCUCUCAGCCUGAGAGAGGCCCGGAUAGGGGGAGUAGGAGAAAAGAAGCGAGAAUGCUAUCGCACUAAGCCCUAGAAUUGAAGGAGUUAAGGACCCUCCCUCAUCCAGACGCCCACCCAUUCACUACCCAAACCCCAAACCGUAAUUCGCCAAGGAAGGAUCCAGGAAUUGGCAGAGGAGCAGGAGAGUUGGGGGUGGGGUGGGGGCGAGGUAACCGUGCCCAAUCUUGCCCAGCGCUUGUCCUGUUGUGGGGCGGUGGGGGUGGGGGGCGCCGCACACCCGGGUCUAAGAACCUGCAAGAGCCCAGCUCCCGCGCCUCCCGCGUGGCCCUGCAGCGUCCGCGCAGCCCUUGCCCGCGCGCAAGUUGUCCACGGCGCCCAAGCGUGGAGAGAGUGGAGGCGGCCGAGAGACCCUCGGAGCCUGGGGGAGGGGGCGGGCCCGGGGGUUGCUGGGGGCCCUCGGUCUGCGCCCAGCCGCCGCCUGCUCGGCCGAACCUCCUACCCCGCCCCCACUCACCCGGCUCAGCCCCUAGGAGAGACGCGCAGGAAGCGUGUUGCUUCGCCCAGCCGAACGGCAGAAGUUGAGAGGAGUUGGCGGCUGCCUCCGGCCGGCCGGACUUUGCGAGCAGCCAGGAAGGAGACGCCGCCACCGCCGCCGCGGAGCCUUCGGGGCUGCCUCCCUCCUGCUCAGCCCGCAGCGCGGGUGGAGAGGGGCGGGGAGGGGGUCGGGUGCGCGAGAACUUGAAACUGUGUGAAGGAAUCCGAAGCAGAUGAGAAGGAAGGAAAAUAAAACAAAGUGGAGACUGCAGAAAAGACUCAACCGUGGUCGAUUGUAUCGGCUGACGCUCCAGCGGAGGGGCUGGGUUGGGUUUUUUUUUUCCCUCCCAUUCUCUCUCUUUCUCUCUCUCUUUUAAAGCUACACCGGCUCUCUCUUUCUCUACUAUCUCUGUAUCACCAAACCCUUGCUGGCUCUUAUGGGCAUGAAACACUCCUCCCGCUGCCUGCUCCUAAGGAGGAAAAUGGCGGAGAACGCAGCCGAGAACACCGAGGUGAGCAGUCUCCCCUCGCAGCCCCCGCAGCCCGUUGUCCCACCCAAGCCUGUGCAAUGUGUCCAUCACGUGUCCACUCAACCCAGCUGCCCAGGACGGGGCAAGAUGUCCAAGCUGCUGAACCCGGAGGAGAUGACCUCGAGAGAUUAUUACUUCGACUCCUACGCCCACUUUGGGAUCCACGAGGAGAUGCUGAAGGACGAGGUGCGGACGCUCACUUACCGGAACUCCAUGUACCACAACAAGCACGUGUUCAAGGACAAAGUGGUGCUGGACGUUGGGAGUGGUACCGGGAUCCUCUCCAUGUUUGCUGCCAAAGCGGGGGCCAAGAAGGUGUUCGGGAUUGAAUGCUCCAGUAUUUCUGACUACUCAGAGAAGAUCGUUAAGGCCAACCACCUGGACAACAUCAUCACCAUAUUUAAAGGUAAAGUGGAAGAGGUGGAGCUGCCUGUGGAGAAGGUAGACAUCAUCAUCAGCGAGUGGAUGGGCUACUGUCUGUUCUAUGAGUCAAUGCUCAACACGGUGAUCUUUGCCAGGGACAAGUGGCUGAAACCUGGAGGGCUUAUGUUUCCAGACCGGGCAGCUUUGUACGUGGUGGCAAUUGAAGACAGACAGUACAAGGACUUCAAAAUCCACUGGUGGGAGAAUGUCUAUGGCUUUGACAUGACCUGCAUCCGGGACGUGGCCAUGAAGGAGCCCCUGGUGGACAUCGUGGAUCCAAAGCAAGUGGUGACCAAUGCCUGUUUAAUAAAGGAGGUGGACAUUUACACGGUGAAGACGGAAGAGCUGUCGUUCACGUCGGCCUUCUGCCUGCAGAUCCAGCGCAAUGACUACAUCCACGCCCUGGUCACCUAUUUUAACAUUGAAUUUACCAAGUGCCACAAGAAAAUGGGGUUUUCCACAGCCCCUGAUGCCCCCUACACCCACUGGAAGCAGACCGUCUUCUACUUGGAAGACUACCUCACUGUCCGGAGAGGGGAAGAAAUCUACGGGACCAUAUCCAUGAAGCCAAAUGCCAAAAAUGUGCGAGACCUCGAUUUCACAGUAGACUUGGAUUUUAAGGGCCAGCUGUGUGAAACAUCUGUAUCUAAUAACUACAAAAUGCGUUAGCACAUGUGGGCAGCUGCAGAGAGCGAGAGAAGGAACUCUCCCCAGAUCUGCGGCGCUGGAGCAGGCGUACUGUUUGCAGGACUACACGCUCAGAAACCAGAGUUUUAAAUUCUGCCUUGAAGAUUGGUGAACUCACCAGGGCUCCCGCGGGCCCUGCCCCUAGACAGAGAGCCCCCAGCUCCCCAGCUCUGCUCUGGGAGCCCUUCACAAAGGCUUUGUUGUCACUGACAAAGAGCCACCUGGAGCACUGCGGCUGGGGCCCCGAGGAUGGAAAAGUGCACACCUAUACCCGUUGUCCUCCUCCACGGUGAUCUCGGAUGCCCCGAGUUUUGCAUGCUGCAGGCAUCUAGGACAGACUGCUUCACUAGAACCUGGAGACGUAGUGUCUUUGAUAGCAUAAGCCAGAUUCCCUGUGUGUGUGCUGGUGUGUGCGUGCGUGCGUGGACAGCAUAGACUUUAGUUUAUUUACCCACAACACCCGUAUAUGCAUGCAUAUACAACCAGGUGGGUACACUUCUGUGUUCAUUCAGGGGUGUGUGUGUGUGUACGUGCGUGUGCGUGUGUGUGUAGAACACAUAUUACUCUCAGAGGAGAUUCUGUUGCUUUCGAAUAGGAAUUUGUUUUGUGAUUAGUUCUCGCCUGCCCCGUUCCUUACAGAUGUUAAGCAGCUAUGAAGCGUUCUCUGUACUAGCUCUGGUCUCCUUUUGACUAGACCGUGGCUCCAAACCCUGAGCAUAGUACCAUGUACCCUGUGGGCGCUCAAUAAAUGCACAUGAGAGCGAAGCGAUGGGAUGGCUGUUUUCCUGGUGCUCUGGAGUGGGAGGGCUGGGGAGGAAGUCGAAGGCCACAAUGGAACAGAGGAUCAAAGAAGCAGCACCUUCGCUGCUCG